Agrilus planipennis (emerald ash borer) is the source of this 2162-nucleotide messenger RNA. RefSeq names its product guanine nucleotide exchange factor for Rab-3A. NCBI's taxonomy places the organism in Eukaryota, Metazoa, Arthropoda, Insecta, Coleoptera, Buprestidae. The transcript is spliced from 9 exons. The record is from RefSeq and is a predicted model, not a curated record. Gene Ontology annotation, molecular function: guanyl-nucleotide exchange factor activity. Gene Ontology annotation, cellular component: Golgi to plasma membrane transport vesicle. The coding region runs from base 547 to 1965 and encodes 472 amino acids. Gene Ontology annotation, biological process: exocytosis.
CAAAUAACGCGAAGCCGGGACGACAUCGAGCCCGCGCCUUGCGUUCUGCAGCGGAGUCAGUCACAAAUUCCUGCUGUCGCUUGCGAGACCUCGUCGCAGUUUUCCAUCGUUUGGUCGCUUGUUGCAGCGAAUGGAGCGAUAGUAGUAUAACGUAGCUUAGCAUCGAGUUACGCUAGUGAACAGCAGGAAUUUAAGCGAAGCCCAGCGUUAGCACAACUUCGUGUACUCACAAUCGGUUAAACCUGCUAGCUCCGGGCUGAGGCAUUCUGCAGCGUACGCGGUCGUGUGUGACGUGAAAACAAAGUGAGUGCAUCGCCGAUGAAAGAGAUUCGUUGUUUUCGUUGAAGAGUUAUUUUUCGUUGUGAGUGGUUUCCCAUACAAGGGAUAUCAUCGUGUGAAUGGAUUUUAAUUAAUGAAUGUUCGGCAGCAGCACUCACGGUGCGUCGACGUCCCACUUAAUAAGGAAUUUGUACUCUACAUAUGUAGUUAGAAUGAGCAAUGGGAAUCAGUAGUAACAAUAUUUAACGAUCGCUUUUCUGCAUAAGUAUGCAGCAGGAGAGCGAGUGUGAGAUCGCAAAGCCACCUUCGAUAGGAAAAGGCCUUCUAAUGACCCCAAAGACAGCUGGAUUGUCGUACCUGACUAAUAAACACAAAAGGGCCGGGUCGACCGGUACUACAGGUGACGAAUCUUAUACCACGGACGACGAAGACUGUGACGAGAUAGACGAAGGAGAGUGUUCGAUAAAAGAACACGUUACAAAGAAACUGUAUCAAAACCAUGACUACACUGAUUUCGGAUCGUUUUCUGACAUUGCAACAAUUACCGACAAAGUUACCUGUUCAGGAUCGAUGCAAAGAAACAGUUCGGAUAGUUCCGUGUACAGUGACUUAGGAUUAGACAAGUGCGUAGACGAGCUCUCUACAUAUGAAGAUCAAUACCCUUGUUUAAAUGGACAGACGUGUGCGUCAGAAUGUGAAAAUCAUGUGGAUUGGGGAAGAUCUGUUGAAGCCAAGGAACAAGCACUUGCUCGACUGCAAAAAGAUUUGAGAGAAGCUCAUCAAGAACUCAAACUUAAGGAUGAAGAGGUGACGCGAUUAAGCAGAAUACGAAAGGAUGUUGAAGCUGAACUGGAAGAACUUACAGCAAGUUUAUUUCAGGAAGCGCAUAAUAUGGUUAGACAAGCUAAUGAAAAACAACAAACCGCGGAAAAAAGCCUAAAGGAAAGUCAAAUGAAGGUUGACGUUCUCACGGCUGAAGUGGCUGCAUUAAAAACUCUUGUGCUCACAUCGACACCUAGCAAGCCAAACCUACAUUUACACCCUCACCUUGACCUAAAAUCUAAAGAAGAUUCAUGUUUAACUCCCUCGAAGACUCAUAGGAGAUCGCCAUCUCAUUUUAAUCUUAAAUAUGGACGAGAAAAUUCUCCCCCUGAAUCACCAGUAAAAGAGGUUGGUCCCCCAAUUAGUCUGGGAUAUGAAGGACUAUCAAAAGAUGAAUUGGAGGUGGACCCAGUUGUUCACGGAAAAUUUUUAACAUGGAAACAUAAGCCCACACUUGACAAGAAAGAUCCAUUUGUACAACACAUUUACGCUGAAGACAUUGAGCAGUGUCUUAAAUUUCCAAACGCGAAACUUUCGGAAAAAGUUAAAGCUGCAGUUGAAAAUGGAACGAUAUUUGUCGAAGCUGUCAGUGAAAAGAAUAAAGCAAUGUUUCCUAAAAAAUGUAGUCUAUUGGAAGUACCAAGGCUGUGCUUUUAUCGCAUCAAUAUAGGAGAAGAAAAUAUAUGGUAUAACAUCUCUCAAAUUUGUAGAAAUAGAAUAAUUGCCGUCUGUGAUCUUCUAAAUUAUCUUAGAUACAUAGAAAGAGGAUUAGUUAAAAGCUCUGUGCCUGAAAUAUAUUGGGAGAUAAUUCGUCUUCGAAAAAGUAUCGCUUUGGCCAGGUUGGGAUUGAACUUGCAAAGUUAAGACUUGCCGGGCUAUGGAAGAUGCGCAAUUCGUUUGUUCUUACUUACAAGUGCCAAUUUUACAAGAUUAAUAAAAGAACUUUAAGUUUAUACCUAGAUAAAAAUAGAGUAGGUACAUUAAAGUCUUGUUACCAAAGAUUGGUGUGCUUGCUUAACCAGUACACAACGCGAGAUAUUCCGUACUAUUUGUAAAAAAAA